Nilaparvata lugens (brown planthopper) is the source of this 529-nucleotide messenger RNA. RefSeq names its product lysine-specific demethylase 5A-like. The transcript is spliced from 5 exons. Gene Ontology annotation, molecular function: DNA binding. Lineage: Eukaryota; Metazoa; Arthropoda; Insecta; Hemiptera; Delphacidae. Bases 1 to 471 code for a protein of 156 amino acids. The record is from RefSeq and is a predicted model, not a curated record.
AUGGGUGAAACUCCAGGCACAGAUGUGGGUCAAGAGACUGAGUCAAGGGUGGCCAGGCGCCCUAGAGGCAACUUGGCCACUCCUUCCUCAGUGGAAGGACCUUCAAAGAAGGCCAGGAGUAGAACUCAUGAAACUGCUUUUCCUAUUUCGCUAGGAACCUCAUUCAGGAUCAUCACCAGCUCACAGCAUCUGAACAAGAUUGACGCCGUUUUAAGAAGUAGAGAGAUUUUCUUGGGUAGAUUGACUAAAUUUUUUGAACUAAGAGGCUUAGUAUUGAAGACCCCUGUUUUGGAAUGCCGAAAAGUGGAUUUACACUCACUUCACCACGCCGUGGCUAGACAAGGAGGGUACUGCAAAGUCUCUGAACAAAACAAAUGGGUGGAGGUGGCCAAGGAAUUGCAUUACAAGGAUAUCGAGCCUAUGGCCUUGGCCCUGCAAGAACAUUACAAAAAAUUAUACUCCCAUAUGUGAGUGUUGUAAAAGGAUCAGAUGCAAACUCUUCCGCUUCUAUGCAAGGUGUGACCCAGGA